CCGACGUGAAACCUGCAUGCCGAUAGCCGACUUGGAGCGCGACUCGGUGUCCUCCGAAGACCUGUCGCCGGAGGAUCUGCGGCGCCUUGUGUUCCCUAAGGACUGGACACUGUACGACCGUUUUGCAUGUGCGGUGUCUCAGCAAGCUUUCCGCGGCUGGGUGAAACAACCAUCGCCAUCGUGCGCCGCCGCAGCCCUAGCUGGCGCAUUAAACACAGUGUAUGGCUAUGCUCGCACAUUGCCUGAAGCGUAUACGACCAUGGACAUAUUAUCUGUGUAUCGAACGCAAUUCGAAGACAUUUUGGCUCGUCACCGGAGCGAGAUUUCCACGGCACUCGGCGAGGCAUGUUUAGCCUCGUUGGAGGUAGCCAUGCAGUCUGGAUUGCAAGCACAGGGACUUCAAUAUGGAGGCGUUGGCGAUCACAAAGUCACCAAGGCCGUUCUGCGGCGGUGUCUUCGGGAUUGUCUACCACUCCUAACUUCGUCCGAUGAGGUUGAACUUGAAGCGAAUAUGCAGGAGACCAACGAUGAAUCAUCGAUCACGCCUCUCAACGUCGAAGUCGUGGUGAUCGAUGAUUACGAAGUAGACGACGACGACAGCGCUGUAAGCUCCAUGCUGCCAUCCACCAUCAGUAGUUCUCUGUUUGCGUCAAUGUUGUUGUACUUUCACCGCAAGGACGGAGCUGCAAAACUCUGUCGAGACGACAGACCCAGCACGGCCGUUUGUGGCAAUGUCGCGUUGCUGAAUGCCGCCUUGUACGUUCACAGCACCAGCGUCGAUACGAGUGGUAGCCGUCGCAUCCCACGGCUUGGGGCGACCUGUUUGAUGGGAAAAGCCACGACCAAGUGCAAACUGCACAUUGCCCUUUCCUCCACGGACUCGGCAGACAAGCAAACCCGCGACUGGAAACUCCUAUGGAGUGCGUUUACGGACGAUCACACUGGUAGUAUGAUACUAUAUCGCUGAUGAAGGGAGGUAGAUGGUGAUAACAGUGAUAGCCUUGGUGGUCCAUCUCAAGAACCACUACGCGUUGCUGUUUGCGUUGCGCGAGUGGAAAGAUUCGUCGACACAGGAAUGGACGAGGCAACUCCUUACAGCGCGUCGGUGCCAACGACCCACUGCAUGGAUAGAUUGGAGUGAGCUGCGGCAGAUUUUUCUGGCAUGGGUAGGGUACAAGGUCUUAUCAUUUGUGGUUACACCGUGAAGUACUGCAUAAUUCUACUCAAUUGGCUCAUUUACCCAUAUCCAAGGAUGCUUCCAAACAUUGCGGAGGCAUCUGCUUUCCCUGUAAGGGGUUAUAUUAGCUUUAAAAAUUAAC
Molecule: messenger RNA, 1319 nt
Organism: Aphanomyces astaci
Lineage: Eukaryota; Oomycota; Saprolegniomycetes; Saprolegniales; Verrucalvaceae
Exons: 3
Coding region: 17-967 (316 amino acids)
Source: RefSeq, a predicted model, not a curated record